This is a messenger RNA of Salvelinus namaycush (lake trout), 1386 nucleotides long. Its product is annotated as muscarinic acetylcholine receptor M4-like. NCBI's taxonomy places the organism in Eukaryota, Metazoa, Chordata, Actinopteri, Salmoniformes, Salmonidae. Gene Ontology annotation, cellular component: plasma membrane; synapse; dendrite. The record is from RefSeq and is a predicted model, not a curated record. Gene Ontology annotation, molecular function: G protein-coupled acetylcholine receptor activity; G protein-coupled serotonin receptor activity. The transcript is spliced from 2 exons. Bases 52 to 1386 code for a protein of 444 amino acids. Gene Ontology annotation, biological process: chemical synaptic transmission; regulation of locomotion; G protein-coupled receptor signaling pathway, coupled to cyclic nucleotide second messenger.
ACCUGUGUGGUGGGGGAGGAGGAGGUGGGAAGCCCCUACAAAGCCGUGGAGAUGGUCUUCAUCGCCCUGGUUACAGGCUCCCUUAGUUUUGUCACUGUCACAGGCAACAUCCUGGUGAUGCUCUCCAUUAAAGUAAAUCGGCACCUCCAGACGGUCAACAACUACUUCCUGUUUAGCCUGGCGUGUGCAGACCUUAUCAUUGGUGCGUUCUCCAUGAACCUCUACACUGUCUACAUCAUCGUGGGCUAUUGGCCCCUGGGACCUGUAGCGUGUGACUUGUGGCUGGCCCUGGAUUACGUGGUGAGCAAUGCUUCUGUCAUGAACCUUCUUAUUAUUAGCUUUGACCGCUACUUCUGUGUCACCAAGCCCCUGAGCUAUCCAGCCAGAAGGACCACCAAAAUGGCUGGGCUGAUGAUUGCAGGUGCCUGGAUUCUUUCCUUCAUUCUUUGGGCCCCUGCUAUCCUGUUUUGGCAGUUUAUUGUUGGAGAACGCACGGUUCCACCAGGAGAGUGCUACAUCCAGUUUCUCUCCAACCCUGCCGUCACUUUCGGCACAGCCAUCGCUGCCUUCUACCUGCCUGUGGUCAUCAUGAUGGUGCUCUACAUCCACAUCUCUCUGGCCAGCCGCAGCCGGGUGUCCAAGCAGAAGCCUGAGGCUGAGAAAAAGACGAAGGGCCUCAAGAUACCUAACCCACUCAAGAGCCACAUCCUUAACAGACAGAAUAACAACAACCAGUCCCCCAAGCCCAGUCUGGAGUCCUGCAACACUGGUGAAGCUGUGAAGAAUGGCAAGAUUGACGAGUCUGUUGUUUCCACCAAGGCUGACGCUAGUGUCAAUCCAGAAGAGAAGGAGAGUUCCAAUGGCUCCAGCACAGCCAGCAUUGCCCCCAAAAAUGCCAAGGAGAGGGCCAACACGGCAACCGUUAAACUCAACCCUGCCUCUAAAUGGUCCAAGAUCAAGAUUGUAACCAAGCAGGCUGGUGACGAGUGCAUUACUGCCAUCGAGAUUCAGCCACCCAUCAGGGGGGGCGAGACCCGCUCUAUCCCAGUCAACCGCCCCCGGAAGGUGGCGCGCAAGUUUGCCAGUAUUGCCCGCAGCCAGGUGAAGAGGAAACGCCAAAUGGCAGCCAGGGAGAAAAAGGUGACCAAAACCAUCUUCGCCAUCCUGCUUGCCUUCAUCCUCACAUGGACCCCGUACAAUGUCAUGGUGCUCAUCAGCACCUUCUGCCACUCCUGUGUCCCGGACACUGUGUGGGCCAUCGGCUACUGGCUGUGCUACGUCAACAGCACCAUCAACCCAGCCUGCUACGCCCUCUGCAACGCCACCUUCAAGAAGACCUUUAAGAAUCUCCUCAUGUGCCAGUAUAAGAAUAUUGGAACAAGAUGA